AUGGCCAGAUCCACAAUCGCCCUUGGAAUGGAGGGAAGCGCAAACAAGAUCGGCAUCGGUAUCAUGGAGCAUGCUCCUUCUGGCGAGGCCCGAGUCCUCGCCAACGUCCGGAGAACCUACAUCACCCCGCCAGGCCAAGGCUUUCUUCCCAAAGACACGGCCGCUCACCACCAGGAGCAUGUCAUUCAGCUCGUGCGGGCUGCUCUGUCCGAAGCGGGCAUCAAGCCAACGCAGGUGGACUGCAUCUGCUUUACCAAAGGCCCUGGUAUGGGCGCCCCGCUGACCUCGGUGGCCGUCGUUGCAAGAACGCUAUCGUUGCUCUGGAAUAAGCCGCUGGUGGGCGUCAACCACUGUAUUGGACACAUCGAAAUGGGCCGCAUGAUCACCUCGGCACAGAACCCUGUCAUAUUGUAUGUCAGCGGCGGCAACACCCAGGUGAUUGCCUACUCAGAACGAAGAUACCACAUCUUUGGUGAAACGAUCGACAUUGCCGUGGGCAACUGCCUCGACCGGUUUGCACGCAUCGUCAACCUGCCCAACGACCCAAGUCCCGGCUACAACAUCGAGCAGGCUGCAAAGAGAGGAAGCCAGUACAUUGAGCUUCCGUAUGCCGUCAAGGGCAUGGACGUCUCGUUCUCGGGCAUCCUGGCGUACAUCGAAACUAUUGCCAACGAGCAACUUUCGGCCGGCACAUGCACCGUUGAGGAUCUGUGUUUCUCGCUGCAGGAGACACUCUUUGCCAUGCUCGUCGAGACAACCGAGCGGGCCAUGGCGCAUGUUGGAUCCACCGAGGUUAUGAUCGUCGGAGGCGUUGGAUGCAACGAGCGCCUCCAAGAAAUGAUGGGCAAGAUGGUCAAGCAGCGGGGCGGACAUCUCUUCGCUACCGACGAAAGAUUCUGCAUCGAUAAUGGGCUCAUGAUUGCGCAGGCCGGGCUCCUCAUGUUCAAGACGGGCCAUGUGACCCCGCUGGAAGAGACUUGGUGCACGCAAAGGUUCCGGACCGACGAAGUUCUAGUGACGUGGCGAGACUGA
Molecule: messenger RNA, 1032 nt
Organism: Polychytrium aggregatum
Lineage: Eukaryota; Fungi; Chytridiomycota; Chytridiomycetes; Polychytriales
Product: Gcp-like domain-containing protein
Exons: 8
Coding region: 1-1032 (343 amino acids)
Biological process (GO): tRNA threonylcarbamoyladenosine modification
Cellular component (GO): EKC/KEOPS complex; cytoplasm
Source: RefSeq, a predicted model, not a curated record